AUGGUGGGCAACUGUACAUCGAGGCAUACUUGUCGGAUCUGCCGCCGCAAGCAUCAUACUUUGGUUCAUGGCUCGUCGCAGCCAAUUCAAAAUGGCAACAACAUUGACACAGCAAGUGUUGGCAGCCGCGAUCGACCAGCAGUCUCACAUGCGGGAUCUACAAUUGGCCACAAUCAACCGUUAGCUCGAGAAGGUCAUCGCUUGGGAAGCGAGACUCCCGCGGAAAACAACUUUACGCAUCAUACUCUGGAGAAUAUUCCGGCGGCUGGUUCUCAGACUCUGUUGCCAACCAUCCUUGCUGACGUCAUCGACGCCUGGGGAAACACUACAACCUGCAGGCUGCUCCUGGACACUGGAUCUACAAUAACCUUGGCAUCGGAAUCAUUUGUUCAGCGAAUAGGCGUGCGUCGAACGCACGCACGGAUUUCUAUUCUCGGUCUCGCCGCCAACAGCGCGGGCGUUACCCGAGGACGCGCACAUAUCAAGCUGCGCUCUCGUCAUUCGGGCCAAACUGUCGAACUGGUCUCAUUCAUUCUCAACUUGCUGACGUCAUCACUUCCUGCCCAAGUUAUUGACACCUCAUCCUCUACGUGGAGGCAAAUCUGCGAGCUUCCUUUGGCAGACCCAACGUUCUGCACACCUGGAGCAAUCGAUGUCAUUGUUGGAUCGGAUCAACUUUGGUCUCUAUACACAGGAGAUCGGAAACACUUUGGUAACGACUUUCCUAUCGCUCUCAAUACUGUAUUUGGUUGGAUUCUUGGAGGCUCUUACUCUGCAUUCGAUGAUCACCCUACUUCUGCGGUUACUCAUCACGCGGACCUAGACGCGAUGGUUCGUUCAUUCAUGGAGAUGGACAGCAUUCAGCCUAACCAGGCUCUCCUGGACGCCAGCGAUCCCACAGAGCGUCAUUUUGCUGCCACACACAAGCGCUCGACGGACGGGGUGUACGUCGUCGAGUAUCCCUUCAAGGAGAAGGCACCGCCUAUUGAUUCGACCUUGCCACAGGCCAUCAAUCGCUUCUUCUCGCUGGAACGCAAAUUUCGUCGGUAUCCAGAAUUGAAGCAGCAGUACGAAGCUUUCCUGGACGACUACUUGCAACGUGGACAUAUGGAAACACCUGACCUCGGCUCAGGUUGA
Drosophila santomea is the source of this 1137-nucleotide messenger RNA. RefSeq lists its product as uncharacterized. Gene Ontology annotation, molecular function: aspartic-type endopeptidase activity. Lineage: Eukaryota; Metazoa; Arthropoda; Insecta; Diptera; Drosophilidae. The record is from RefSeq and is a predicted model, not a curated record. The transcript has a single exon. Gene Ontology annotation, biological process: proteolysis. The coding region runs from base 1 to 1137 and encodes 378 amino acids.